UGCUGCCUCUUGUUUCUCGCGUUUCUUUUACUGUCUGCUCAGCUCCAGUUCUGUCUGGUGUCUGUCAGGUGGUGGAGUGGAUAAUGCUGACUUUCACGUUUUCGCUUCCCAACGAGAUGAGCUGAUAAGCAGAGGUAGAAGAGAUAAGAGGUGGACACAGUUCGAAGAAACAGUCCCAGAGAACAAGUGGUGUGUCUGCUCUAGAUGCUCCAGAAGAAGCCCUCUGUUCUUGCCCAAAAUGCCCAUUACUAACUGUUUUUUGGCGUCUCCUAGAAUCAAGUCAUGUCGUUGAAAAGAGAAUCUGCUGAAUUAUCAGACGAGAACCCAGCAAAAAGAUUGAAGGACUCGACCUCUUCGCCUGAAUCUGCUCUGAAGAAUGCUGAUCAGGUCGAUGGGACUCUUGAUAAUGGUGUCUCAAAUGAUGGCCACAAUACUUCCCAGGAAUUGACUGAAAACAAUAGUCCUACUUCCAACAAUAUCAACCAAAAGGAUAACCAAAACACAAAUGAUAAAGAUGAUAAUGAUAAAGAUGAUAAUGAUAAAGAUGAUAAUGAUAAAGAUGAUAAUGAUAAUGAUAAUGAUAAUGAUAAUGAUAAUAAUAAAAAUAACAAUAACAAUAAUAAUAAUCCUGAUAAUCCUGAUAAUGGAGAAAAUAAUAUUAAUGAAAACAAUAAUAACAACAUCAACCAAUCCAACCAAAACAAGAAUAACGACGAUAAUAAUAAUCAAGAAAACAAUAAUCAAAACCCAAAUCCCCCAGUCUCUGAUGAUAUGAACAAUAUCGAUUCAGAAUUAUUAUCCCAACAACCCAAUUAUACUGAUCCUUCAGACUCCGUUGCAGCUGCUGUUCAUGCUGCUCAAGCUGCUCAAGCUGCUCAAGAUAACCAAAAUAAUCUGCAUUAUGAUCAUCAAAAUAAAAUCAACAAUAAUUUUAAUAAUUCAAUCAACAACAUGAAUAAUAUCAAUAACAUAAAUAGCAUGAAUAAUAUAAACAACAUCAAUGAUAUGAAUAACGUAAAUAAUUCAUAUAACGACUUAAAUAACAUUUCUUACUCUCAACAAUUACAAGUAUAUGCUCAAGCUGAAAAUGAUGCUCAAAGAGAGAGACAAAUAAAUGCUUUAACUCAACAUUCUUACAAUAAUCAAAAUAAUCAAAACGAUAUUCCAAAAAAUUCCCGUAUUCUUACUACAACAACUGAAAAACCUCUAACUGGUAGUGAUGAAUGGCAAAGAAUUAGAAGAGAAAACCACAAAGAAGUUGAAAGAAGAAGAAGAGAAAAUAUCAACGCUGGUAUUAGAGAAUUGGCCUCCUUAUUACCCACCCCUGAAACUAAUAAAGCUCAAAUAUUAAAAAGAGCUGUUGAUUAUAUUCGCAGAUUAAAAGAAAACGAAACUAAUAACGUUGAAAAGUGGACCUUAGAAAAAUUAUUAACAGAUCAAGCCGUCGCUGAAUUGGGCUCUUCUAAUGAUAAAUUAAAAAUAGAAUUGGAAAGAACUUAUAGAGAAUUAGAAAGAUAUAAAAAACUUCAUCAUGAUUUAAGAAAUGAAGACUAAUUUAUAAACAAAUAUAUUAUUUUUAUGCGCUCUUUAACUUUUACUGUUUUUUCUUUAAUUCUGUUAAUUAAUUGAAUAAUUCAUUUUCCUUAAUUGGCUUUUGGUUAAUAUUUUGGUUUAUUUGUCUGUUUUUGUUUGAAAACAAAUUUUUUUUUCAACAUUGUGUUUUAUUCUUUCUCUUUUUAGUAUUUUUUAAAGCAAAAAAAAAUUAAACUAUUAAUCAAUCUUUUCACUCUUUUUCAAUCUUUAAUAAUAUAAGUUGCCUUGAAUUUUCUAUAGUUUUUUUUUUGUUUUGAUUUUCUUUUUACUUCCUUACCUUUGACAACUAAU
Messenger RNA from Ascoidea rubescens DSM 1968, 1884 nucleotides. RefSeq names its product basic helix-loop-helix domain-containing protein. Bases 283 to 1554 code for a protein of 423 amino acids. The transcript has a single exon. Gene Ontology annotation, molecular function: protein dimerization activity; DNA-binding transcription factor activity. The record is from RefSeq and is a predicted model, not a curated record. Gene Ontology annotation, cellular component: nucleus. NCBI's taxonomy places the organism in Eukaryota, Fungi, Ascomycota, Saccharomycetes, Ascoideales, Ascoideaceae.